GUCAGGAAAAAAGCAUGCAGAAGAAGUAGAAGAUCAUCGUCUCAGACAGCAGAGCCUGGAGGCACCAGAUGAUGGAGGAGACAUUCCUGUGAUCCCUGACUUGGAGGAAGUCCAGGAGGAAGAUCUGGCCAUGCAAGUGGCAGCUCCCCCCAGUGUGCAAGUGAACCGAGUGCUGACCUACCAUGACCUGGACAAAGAUCUAAUGAAGUAUGCUGCCUUUCAGACUCUGGAUGGGGAGGUAGACCUGAAGCUUCUCACCAAAGUUUUGGCUCCAGAGCAUGAACUACGAGAGGAUGAUGUCAGCUGGGAUUGGGACCAUCUCUUCACAGAGGUGUCCUCAGAACUACUGACUGAGUGGGACCUGGGACAGUCUGAGAGAGAGGACCACCUCAGUCUGCCCUAGAGCACUGGCACACUACACAUCUCAUAUAUGCAUCUCCUGUAAAUAGUUUAGCACUUUAUUUUUUUAUUCACUUGUUUGUAUUUGAGAAUUUAUUUCAGACAUGAAAAUAAAUAGGACCUUGCUUCAUA
Acanthisitta chloris (rifleman) is the source of this 531-nucleotide messenger RNA. It is a transcript of the gene IFT43, whose product is annotated as intraflagellar transport 43. NCBI's taxonomy places the organism in Eukaryota, Metazoa, Chordata, Aves, Passeriformes, Acanthisittidae. Gene Ontology annotation, cellular component: intraciliary transport particle A; cilium. The transcript has 6 exons. The annotation marks the transcript as partial. The record is from RefSeq and is a predicted model, not a curated record. Gene Ontology annotation, biological process: intraciliary retrograde transport.